CGUUACCUAGGAAACCACUCGCGGCAACAUGCCGGUAUUAGACAUAUUUUCUGAGAGUGUUAAAUAUAAAUAUAAAACCAAUGUUUGCUCUGUUGGAACAUUGCUCGUAUUCUUUGCUACAAUAAUAACGUUAUCAGUGCCAAUUAUUAUUAUUCACCUGACUGGAGGAUUCUGGAUCAAGAAUGAUGUUUACACAGAAAUACCAAAGAUUAUGUUCAAACAGAAAUAUCUGCUGCUAGCCGAAAGUAGGGAAGGCAUUGAGCCUAUUACUUGCUCCACCUUCAAUACCUACAAAGAGAACAGGAUCUCAGAUAGUUGCACCGUAACAAAGGUACAAGAACUCGAUGUUAAUAGAGAUGGAUUAAACGACGUUCUGAAAUUUGAAUUGCGAUUCUUUACGGAAUUCCCAGUGCAGAACAUAAGGCUUUUGUUAUUCUUCAACUACGAAUUGAAGGGAAAAAGUAAACUCUCCAUGGAAACAAUGGCUGCCCUCCAUUACACGAUACCCUCAAACGUUCAAAAAAUACUGAUUCUUGGGGAUUUAAAAUUAAAGCAAAAACAUCUGCUACAAAAUGACGUCAUAAAUAAUGUUUAUGAUCAUUCGACAGACAUAAAUAAUCAGUCGUUAUUUCAACUGCUCUCAGACGCUGUGAACCGGAAAUUUGGAGUUAAAAUUGAAAAUGACGGAAUGACGUGGGAGAGCGGAUUUUCCGCGGAAGAAGAGACAGUUGUACAGUUAGAAUUAUUUUAUCAGGAAGAAGUUGUUCACUCUCGCCCCGGAGUAUGGGAAGAAUUGAAAUGGGCUUGGAUCCAAUAUUUCGCUUUUUUUUUUUCAUUCGCCUAUAUAGCGAAACAGGUGACCGGAUGGAUAUUCGUUAACAGAUACGUCCGUAGUUACGUUAUUUCACCAUGGGAAGAGAAAUGACUGAUAUACGCCUAUAUGGACAUCGAAUAGAUAAGAAUUAUGGACGUAUAAGUGUCAGAAGUUAAUACGUAUCAAGGUACGACCGAAAAUUUGCACGUAUAUGCGGGUUCACGGUCAUCUGCCAAAAUGUAAUAACAGAUAUCAUGGCUAAUAAAUGUUCUAUAUAUUUA
Molecule: messenger RNA, 1095 nt
Organism: Athalia rosae (coleseed sawfly)
Lineage: Eukaryota; Metazoa; Arthropoda; Insecta; Hymenoptera; Athaliidae
Product: transmembrane protein 231
Exons: 5
Coding region: 29-925 (298 amino acids)
Biological process (GO): cilium assembly; regulation of protein localization
Cellular component (GO): ciliary membrane; ciliary transition zone
Source: RefSeq, a predicted model, not a curated record